AUGAGUACGGAGGGACUUUCUACAGCUUCAAAGGUGUCCCGUAUGCUCAACCGCCGGUCGGAGAUCUUAGGUUUAAGGCACCGCAACCACUACAGCCGUGGACCGGUGUCAGAGAUGCCACCAAGUUCGGCCCAGUAUCCUACCAAGCCUUACGAAGUUGAGAAUCUUGUGAGCCACGGGGAUGAUUUGGCAUAUCUGUUUCCUCUCAAGAAAUAUCUAGGAAAAGUUGACAUGUCAUCUGAGACAUUUAAAGCGAUCAAUAGAACUUGCACGCUGUGGACAAACUUUGCAAAAUACGGGAAUCCUACUCCAACUCUUGAUGAAAACCUCGGAGUGGAAUGGAAGCCUUACACCUUGGAGAAGCAAGAGUACCUGGAUCUUGGAAACACGUUGAAGAUGGACUCCGCACCUGAUAAGGAAGAAAUUGAGCUUUGGGAGAGCGUCUUUAAACAAUAUUUACCGAAAUAUAGUAUUUAA
Molecule: messenger RNA, 477 nt
Organism: Arctia plantaginis
Lineage: Eukaryota; Metazoa; Arthropoda; Insecta; Lepidoptera; Erebidae
Source: the annotation of a GenBank genome assembly